AUAAGGGGCCAGGGUAUAAAAAGGGCCCACAAGAGACCAGCUCCAGGAUCCCAAGGCCCAACUCCCCGAACCACUCAGGGUCCUGUGGACAGCCCACCUAGCUGCAAUGGCUGCAGGCUCCCGGACAUCCCUGCUCCUGGCUUUUGCCCUGCUCUGCCUGCCCUGGCUUCAAGAGGGCAGUGCCUUCCCAACCAUUCCCUUAUCCAGGCUUUUUGACAACGCUAUGCUCCGCGCCCAUCGCCUGCACCAGCUGGCCUUUGACACCUACCAGGAGUUUAACCCCCAGACCUCCCUCUGCUUCUCAGAGUCUAUUCCGACACCCUCCAACAGGGAGGAAACGCAGCAGAAAUCCGUGAGUGGAUGCCUUCUCCCCAAGACGGGGAUGGGGGAGGCCUGUGGUCAGAGGCCCUGGGCAGCACAGCCACUGCGUGUCCUUCCCCUGCAGAACCUAGAGCUGCUCCGCAUCUCCCUGCUGCUCAUCCAGUCCUGGCUGGAGCCCGUGCAGUUCCUCAGGAGUGUGUUUGCCAACAGCCUGGUGUAUGGCACCUCGGACAGCGACGUCUAUGACCUCCUAAAGGACCUAGAGGAAGGCAUCCAAACACUGAUGGGGGUGAGGGUGCUGCCAGGGGUCCCCAAUCCUGGAACCCCACUGGCUUCGAGGGCUGGGGGAGAGAAACACUGCUGCCCUCUUUUUAGCAGUCAGGCCCUGACCCAAGAGAACUCACUUUAGUCUUCAUUUCCCCUGGUGAAUCCUCCAGGCCUUUCUCUACACCCUGAAGGGGAGGGAGGAAAAUGAAUGAAUGAGAGAGGGAGGGAACAGUGACCAAGCGCUCUCCGCCUCUCCUUCUCUUCCUUCACUUUGCAGAGGCUGGAAGACGGCAGCUCCCGGACUGGACAGAUCUUCAAGCAGACCUACAGCAAGUUUGACACAAACUCACACAACAAUGAUGCACUGCUCAAGAACUACGGGCUGCUCUAUUGCUUCAGGAAGGACAUGGACAAGGUCGAGACAUUCCUGCGCAUCGUGCAGUGCCGCUCUGUGGAGGGCAGCUGUGGCUUCUAGAUGCCUGGGUGGCAUCCUGUGACCCCUCCCGAUUGCCACUCCUGGCCGUGGAAGGUGCCACUCCAGUGCCCACCAGAUGUGUCCUAAUAAAAUUAAGUUGCAUCA
This is a messenger RNA of Mandrillus leucophaeus (drill), 1168 nucleotides long. Its product is annotated as somatotropin. Gene Ontology annotation, molecular function: growth hormone receptor binding; hormone activity. Bases 107 to 730 code for a protein of 207 amino acids. The record is from RefSeq and is a predicted model, not a curated record. Gene Ontology annotation, cellular component: extracellular region. The transcript is spliced from 3 exons. Lineage: Eukaryota; Metazoa; Chordata; Mammalia; Primates; Cercopithecidae. Gene Ontology annotation, biological process: response to nutrient levels; growth hormone receptor signaling pathway; positive regulation of tyrosine phosphorylation of STAT protein.